Neurospora crassa OR74A is the source of this 7148-nucleotide messenger RNA. RefSeq lists its product as hypothetical. Gene Ontology annotation, cellular component: plasma membrane. Bases 751 to 6213 code for a protein of 1820 amino acids. The transcript is spliced from 3 exons. Gene Ontology annotation, biological process: positive regulation of GTPase activity; Ras protein signal transduction. NCBI's taxonomy places the organism in Eukaryota, Fungi, Ascomycota, Sordariomycetes, Sordariales, Sordariaceae. The record is from RefSeq and is a predicted model, not a curated record. Gene Ontology annotation, molecular function: guanyl-nucleotide exchange factor activity.
GACACUUUGUCGAUCUAAACUCUACCUACCCAUCUCCAUUUUCUCCAUUCUUUUGGCUCCCGCUUCACAAUCGGCAACGGUACCUCUAAGCUGCUGCCAAAGGCACCUGACUGAAGGGUUCUGGACGGUGUUGAAGUUUAUCACUCUGGGGAGCCUACUGCCUACAGGUACCUACUACAUACUAACUACCUCUAGGUAUCUUGCUCAGACACCUCCUGCAGGCGGUACCUACUACCUUACCCAGGCAAAUUGAAGUGUACCUUAUCCAAGAUUCCUGGACUCGCAGGCGCCGAAUCGCGUGCUGUGUGUGACAGGGAGUGGCAGAGUGCACCGUCCGGGCAACCUUGACGGCGCUGCUGCCAGUACCUAGGUACCUAGGUAUUUCCCAGGAUAGCAGAGGUAACAACGCUCGGGGGGAAAACAAAAAAGAAAAGAAAAGAGACGAAUCCCAACUCGAAUCUUGGAAGCGCCGCAGCGCGAAACGAAAGAACGAACGACUAGCAGGCGACCAGACGUUAACACUCCUUAUGCUUUUUCACCGCAGACGACGACGACCCCGAUCUCAGUUCAGAAACAAUCCUUGACCCUGCCCCCCCCAUUCCUGUCCCCCAUACACACGCCGGGGCCGACACCGACAUCGACUCGGAACUCGAUACUGUCCUCUUCGUCGCCAGCUACAACAACAGCAGCAGCAGAUAGUACUGGACGCCGUCGCGAGCUAGAAUCAGGCUGCCCACUGGUGCCACCGCAAUGGAGGCCGACUCACCAUCGGCUCCUCCGACUGCGGGCACCCUCAAAACAACAACACAAACCCCACGACUUCGACAGCAAAAACCCUUGCGACGAAACCGAUCAGAUUCCACUCCCACCCCGACAUCUUCGACCCUUCUGGCCACCAGGUCUUUGCGCGAUCUGCGAUUUCGCAGACCUUCACAAAAGCUAUCAAAAGAUGGAGGGAAGACAAUGCCCAUGUACGCCUCGACGGGCCCAGAACGACUGAAGACGCCCAAGUCGCGACCCCCUAUACCAGGCACAGGCUCAGGAACACCCAAACCGUUGCUCCCAGUUUCGGAGCGCAAAUCAAACGACACCACCAGUCCUAUCAGCACAUGGCGGAAAUAUGGGCAGGGGAGUCGCGAUUUCGACAUUACCCCAGAUGGAGGCUCUGCAGGACGCGAAGGAAGACACUUUGCCGUAGCGAAUGUCGGGCACAAUGGGCGCAUUUACCUGAGGCCAACUAUUCGCCCGGCUAACCAGCGCUACCCGCAACCGCCCUUCGUAUUUCCCAUGACACCGCCCGAUACAGCUGGUCUGGAGCACUCAUCUUCAGAAAAGGACGAUACUUUUGGAGAAAGUACCAAAAUGUUCGACAACCAAUGGGCUCAAACACCAGACCUCCCUACCCCGCCUAUCACGAGGCGCGACUACCUGGGGAGUCUUAGAAGGCCAGGACACCGCCGAGCCGCAUCUGAUUCGACCCUUGCCGACGGAAAUGUGGUUCGCGAACCCGAAACUGGAGGCUUCAAGGUCAUUAUUACCCAACCCAGCGAAGGCACGCGACCCAGGACUGUUGAGGAUACGGACAUGACCAGCUCGCCAUUGCUGGAAGUAGCCAUACCGUCCUGGAGGAUAGGCACCCCCAGAUUCAGCAUUCGAGGAACGCCCUGUAUCCGAGGGUCAUCUUAUGCUCCGACCGAAGAGAUACUCUCAAGUAGCGCCUCCGUUGAGGACCGUCGUAUCAACAGCACCAUGGCAAAUUGUUCGGCGACUCCAGGCACAGGCCCCAUUCAUGGUAUGGAUUUUGCUAUUAGCGACCACCGUAUCUCGGACAAUCCUGUCUCGUCAACGUCUCCUGCUUCUGAUCGGCCGCUGCGCUCCACCCACAUGUCGACUCACCUCGUGAUUGAGCCCGCCAUGUUUGACGAGCUGACCUUCAAACCUGCCUGCGAUGAUCGACUUAUUGUUAGGUAUUCGCCAAAUACCGGUGCCGUGACUGCCGCUACGCCGCCUCGUCUGGUUGCAGAGAUCACCUCGCCCUCCUUUCUGGAUUAUGACCUCGUGUCUGACUUCUUCCUCACGUAUCGACAGUUUCUCGAUUCUCACGACUUGCUUUCCAUGCUGUUCGCGCGCCUUCGAUGGGCUUUGGCAAGAGAGGGUGACUUGGGGACGGUGGUGCGUGUUCGUACUUUUGUAGCCCUCCGACACUGGAUUCUCAACUACUUCAUGGACGAUUUCGUGGUCGACUACGACUUGCGCGUUUCUUUCUGUAACCUCUUGAACGAUGUGGUCGACGAGUGGGCUGAGGUAUCCAAGGCGCACAAGAUAGAGAUGAAGACUCUACCUGAGCUCAAGAAGUGCUGGAGGAGAAUCUGUUCGCAAUUCUGGGAUGGGCCUGACUUCGACGCUUCCUUGGCAGCCGAUAUUCCCAUCACCCCAGGAGGUAUCGCAGGCCAUCGUGACCCAAACUUGACUCCCAGCUUCUGGGUCAAAUACGACAAAGGUCCGCCCCAGUUGGACGAGCUAAAUGUCCCGACGACCCCUCGCGGACCAACGAGCUUCUACGCUGAGAUCGCGAAGGCUGGACAUAUCGACUCCAUUAUUGUGGGUGAAAGGCCAGGGACUCCCGAAAACCCAGAGAUCGAUGAACCUCAGAGGAAUCAGGCCUCGCCAACCAGCGUCACAAGCGUCGAGGUUGUAUCGUGCUCAUUCCCGAUUAAGAGUUCGCGACAUACGCAAGUAGCAUCCAACCGUCCGUUGACUGCUCACCCAGCGGACCCCAGCUCCGUAUACAAUACCACCGAAGGCAUAGCGACUACUCCUCGCUCCCUUACAGGCAAACGUGUCCGACCUCAGCACUCUUCGCACAAGCGGAACAACAGCUUGAGUGAUUCUCUUCAUGAUCACGCCACUUUGACGGAAAGGGUUUUGUACAAAAAUGCCGAGUUCCUUUUGACGCUGCCAUAUGCGGGAAGCCUUAUCCAAGGUAACAUCUUUCCGCCUGGGCAAGCCUUUGUUGAGGUACGUCCAAAUAGUGCCAUGGGCGACCCUUCCGGCCAGACCACUGUCUUUCAACCGGUAGAGGUGCGGAAGGAUAAGUUCAUAGGGUCGGCCAUGUCCAGCCAUGGAAUGAAGAAGCUGCUUGGAAGCGUCCGGCGCGCGUUGAGCCACAAGACGUCAACACAUCCAUCCAAUCAAACAAUGUUGGCCAACAUCUCGCCCAUCGGGCCAGAGGGCGCAACAACGAACCGGCCUCCAGGGACAGCAGUCGUACCGCAAUCAAAAGCUCGCCAGAACGGAGUCCGACCACCUGUGCGUAUUGAUCUGCUCGGCGCUGGAGUCGCGGAGGACUUUAAGAAAGCGAUACGCGAAGAUGCUGCUGUGGAAGCCGAAAAACUCGAAUACGCUGUUCCUCCGGCAACUGGAAACGAAGAAGCCAAAAGUCACGGGAACGCGAUGGAAUAUUCGGCUGCACACAUGGACACGGCGUUUAACCUUCGCAGUGUUGAAGAUGUACAACAUAGGAGCGAUAUGGGGAUAUCAUCUGGCAGCGACUCGAUUGUCAUUGUCGAUGGUACCACCCUUCAACCUGUAAUGUCCGGAGCGUUGCCAGCUGCCAGUUCAUCGGCAUCAUUUUCGCAUUCGUUCAUCCCAAUCACUGCGGAUCCAACGCCACCAAAUACGCCGCCAGAUCUACAACAGGGAACACCAAGAACGUCUUCAUACAUCCUGGGCCAACAAGUCCUUCGCAACUCGGUCUCGACCAAUCAGGCGUCGCCGAUUAUACUUGACUCUACUCCUAGAGAAGGGGAAGACCUCCCAUCAGACGAUUUCGGUCAGCCAUCUAUUGAUCAUGUCAUGCAAGACUUUGAUCAGACCCCCCGGAGCGGGCUGCAUGGGCACUUCAGAAAUCUUUCAAGCAGAUCACAGCAUUCAACUUGGUCGGCAAGGCAUGGACGAUUCGCGUCAUAUACUAGCGAUAUUAUGCCACAGCCAACCGUUAGGAGCUUCGAUGCUACGACAUAUUCGGAGGAGUCCGUGGCUGAUGACUCGUCCCAAGUCCUCAUUCCGCAGCCGCUUCGAAUUCUAAGAAGGAGGCCAGGAGGUGACCUUCGUGCUGUGACCAAUGUUGGCGAUCUGGAUCAUCCACCGCUGAGAACAUCCCGCUCGGUCGGAUCCCUGACAACGUACACUGACUCGUUCGCAAGUUCGUUCAUACGAAGUCCAGCCCAUCAAGACUCCAGUAGCUUCGUGGAUGUUAACAAUCGGCCAGAAAUGUUUUCUCUCGGAGCACUCGCUGAGCAAAACCCGAAAAAACGUCAUCUGUCCCUCUUCAGCACUCAUUCAUCGAAGCCGGUGAUGCGCCCAUCAUUCGAGGCUGAGGCGAUCAAAUUGGCGCAGAUUCCUGACGAUGAAGAGGAUGGCGGUGUCGAGGCCGCACUUCUCAAGUUGGAAGGAAAAUACGAAAGAAAGUCAACUAUUCGCUUGUCCAUGGACCUACCUAAAUUCAAGGCCGAACAGAAUACCAAUCCCCUUCCGACGCAGCCUGAGGAGGUCACAGGAGAGGAGAGGAUGGAACAACGACACAUACGCGCUGCCGGGAAGAAUAUCUAUAUGCCACCUUCACCUACGACACCUGCACCAAUGGAUAUAGCUGACAGCUAUCUGGACGUCACUCCCCGUCAGCACCGGAUUACCAAUGCCGAAUCCUUCAUUUCUGCUACUUCCAGGGACUCCUACAAUUCGAGCCCUCUGCUGGAGCAGGAAAUGAUGGAUAAUUAUGGUGUCAACCAGGAUACCCUGCAAUCAUGGACCGAUCGUUCCAUCCUGCAGCCUCCUUCCUCUGAUGAGCAGAGUGUACAAAGCUCCCAACACCCUUCUAUAGCUUCGUUUGACUUUGUGGAGAAAGCGGACAGCAUGGAGCCCGUCAAGGUUGACGACGCAAUACCCACUGCAGAGCCAGAACAGUCUUUCCUGACAUUGGAAAGUGAAGAUGACACAGACCUGUCUUCGGAAAUGUCUGCAGAACCAUUCGAUGCGAGUGUUGACGACUACGGAGUCAUUACCCCUUCGGCCGUUGGUGUUGCCAUCUCGACAGAGCCCGCACAUUCCCUGGCUGAAAAUCAAUUCGGCCCCAACCCGCCCUCCCCACCCACAAUCAUGAUUCAAGCACUUCAGAUGCUUCCGGAUAUGGCCAAAGGUUCCGCAUCCCAGCAGCAGGGAGGAUGGCACACGAAGCCUUUGCCACCAACGCCCGAUACUACUCCGACCACAACAGCUGCUCCUUAUGGCCAGUAUCAACAUUCCUUUCCCGUACAGCCAACUGCUUCGAAGGGCACGCCUCGUGAUAAACGCCAGCUUGAUGUACCCUCGCCCUUGCCCGAAGCUAGCGAUGUUACCGAAGCGUCCGAUAGCAGACUCUCGGCCCAUUUGCCUUUCAUUCUGGCAUUCGACAGCGAGAUCUUAGCUCAGCAGUUUACACUGAUCGAGAAAGAUGCGCUGAACGAAAUCGACUGGAGAGAACUGAUUGACAUGAGGUGGAAGAAUGCUGAGCAGAAGGGCUGUGACGCGCGCAGCUGGGUUUCAUUUUUGAGGGAUACGGAUGCGCAUGGCGUCGAGGUUGUGAUUGCCCGUUUCAAUAUCAUGGUGAAAUGGGCCAUUUCCGAGAUUGUCCUAACUCGCGACAUCGAGGAAAGGGCUCGUUGCAUCAUCAAGCUCAUCCACAUCGCAGCACAUUGUCGACGCUUCCGCAACUUUGCAACCAUGGCACAGUUGACCAUUGCGCUGAUGAGCAAUGAGAUUGGCCGUCUAAACAAGACAUGGGCGAUGGUUCCCUCCAGCGACCAGCGAACAAUGCAAGAGUUGGAGACGUUGAUGUCGCCUACGAGGAAUUUUUAUAACCUGCGCAAAGAGAUGGAGGGCGGUGAUUCGAAGACGGCUGAUGAGGGAUGUAUUCCCUUUGUGGGAAUUUACACACACGACCUCCUCUUCAACGCCCAGCGACCGAGCGAGAUUGCGAGCUCUCCCACCACUGCACCUUUGGUGAACUUUGAGCGUUGCAGGAUCGCGGCCGGGGUGGUCAAGACGCUGCUGAGGCUUCUCGAAGCGAGCAACCGGUACUCUUUCCAGCCUAUUGAGGGCAUUACUGAGCGCUGCUUGUGGAUGGGCGCUUUGGAUGAUGACGAGAUUCGAAGGCUGGGUGAGAGCUUGGAGUGAAAAUGGACUCUUGUUUACGGCUGAUACCCUGUUACCGAUCCAUACCACCAGCCACAAUGCCUCUCGUCAUUUGUUUCGCCUACAACGACCGGACGGUUCCUUUCCUACAUUAUUUUGUUUUGAUUAUAUCUCGCGUUUGUUUUGGACCUCCUAACUAAGCGUAUGCAUCAUCGCAUUUAUACCCCUGUACAAGCAAUUAAACUGUUUCCCAUCAUAUCACAACCAUCAUACCCUACCUACCUUCCAUUUCCUAGUACAACAACUACAUCAUACCCAUUAAACCAUGUCAUACCAAGCCAUAAUCAUAACUGUCUCAUUACUGUCGGGUUUUCUCAUCGCCGACAACAUCAUCGUCUUAACCAGAGCCGCUACUACCUCUACUAUUUUCUUGUUGCAUAUUUAUAUUCGAAUUGGUUGUAUUUUUACUCAUGUUUUCUUUAUUUUCAUCGCUGAUCUGGAUGCACGGGUGCUCAUCGUCAUCUGGGCCGCACGAGGGCCUUGUUGCGGACAGCAUAUCAUUAUCUUGAGCGUGUAGCACAUGUGAAUAAGGGAAGGAAAGAAGGAUCAAAUGAACUGAAAGACCAAUAGAUAUGAACUGAAAUGUGUGGUUUGGGCGGUAUGUGGUGGGUGGUCCUAGCCUGAUCAAUUUUCGGUUCUUUCCUCUUUUGUUUCACGCUUUUGGUACUCUAGCGAGUUGAGUUAUAGCGGAAUGAAUCAAGAAUGGAAGGAGAUAUCAUAGGUUUUAUACCCCGUAUUCUUUUUCUUUAUCUCCGGUGCGUUUUUUUUUUACCCCGUUGGAUGCAAGGAAAAGGAAAAAGAUGAGCAGAGGAUUCAAUUGGGAGGAUAGUUAGGAAAGUUACGAGAGAUACCAGGUAAAGGUAGCGAGCGGAUGAUAACACCUGGCGAAGAAGAAUAAAUGUGGAUGCGAAGUGAUA